UGUAUGGCUGACUAGAGUUUGAAAUUAUUCUAAAUCAAAUAUGAAGUUCGCGGAGCAUCUUUCCGCGCACAUUACGCCUGAAUGGCGUAAACAAUACAUUAGUUAUGAGGAAAUGAAAGCCAUGUUGUAUACGGCGGUAGAAGAGGCUCCGUCCGUUGAGAUCGUCGAGCAGGAAACCAUAUCACGCCAUUUUGCCUCUUUCGACGAAGUCUUUUUCACCUUCUGCGAUCGUGAAUUGAAGAAAAUCAACACUUUUUACUCUGAGAAGCUGGCGGAGGCAACAAGAAAAUAUGCAGCAUUGCAAAGCGAACUAAAAAUUGCAUCCGAAACGCAUCACGGCGGAGGAAAGAACCGUGUUCGAAAUACAACAAAAGCUCAUCUGCCUGCUCGCAAGCUCAGGGAGCUAAAACUAGCUUUUUCAGAAUUUUAUCUCUCUCUUAUCCUUCUUCAAAACUACCAAAAUCUAAACCAUACCGGUUUUCGAAAGAUACUUAAAAAACAUGAUAAGCUGUUGUCCGUCGAUACCGGCUCCAAAUGGCGUACCGAAUUCGUGGAAACUGCACACUUUCACACGUCAAAGGACAUCGACAGGCUUAUUCAAGAGACAGAGGCGACGGUUACUUCUGGCCUCGAAGGUGGUGACAGACAAAGGGCUAUGAAACGACUCCGCGUGCCUCCCCUUGGUGAACAUCAGAGUCCUUGGACGACUUUCAAAGUUGGACUGUUCUCCGGGAGUUUCGUUGUUUUGUUCGUCGCAGUUGUGCUGUCAGCAAUAUUUCAUGAUGGUGGCGCACGUCUCAAGGUUGCAUUUCCCUUGUAUCGAGGACCCCUGCUUGUUAUUCAAUUCCUAUUUCUGAUGGGAAUCAAUGUCUAUGGCUGGCGUUCGUCCGGUGUUAAUCACGUGUUGAUAUUUGAGCUCGAUCCGAGGAAUCAUUUGUCAGAGCAACACCUGAUGGAGUUAGCAGCUGUACUCGGCGUCGUUUGGACACUGAGUUUACUCAGUUUUUUAUACAGCUCAAGCUUGAGCGUUCCGCCUUACGCAAAUCCCCUCGCACUCGUCGUCAUCAUCGUAGCCUUUCUGUUGAAUCCUUUCAAAAUGUUUCGACACGAGGCACGUUUUUGGUUGCUUAAAAUAAUGUUUCGUUGCAUCUCCGCUCCAUUAAUGGUCGUCAACUUUGCCGAUUUCUGGCUGGGCGAUCAAUUGAACAGCCUGUCGACUGUGUUUUUGGAUUUUCAUUUUUUGAUAUGCUUCUACAUCACAAACGGUGAUUGGUUCGAAGCCGGUGAUACGCAGCAGUGUUUGUCUGGGUCUUACAUCGUCAGACCAAUACUCAACUGUCUUCCUGCUUGGUUCCGUUUUGCACAAUGCAUUCGCCGAUACCGAGAUUCAAAGGAAGCUUUCCCGCACUUGGUCAAUGCCGGCAAAUAUGCUACAACAUUUCUCGUCGUUAUAACAAACACGCUGCGAACGUUUCAUGCAGGCGAAUAUACAAAUCACUGGGAUAGUCCUUGGCUUUGGCUGUGGGUGGUGAGUAGCCUGAUAAACUCCAUUUAUUCGUACACAUGGGAUAUCAAGAUGGAUUGGGGACUCCUGGAUAGUAAUGCUGGUGAAAAUCGAUUCUUACGAGAGGAAAUUGUGUAUUCUACAGGAUUCUAUUAUUUUGCGAUCAUAGAAGACUUUUUAUUGAGAUUUGUAUGGGUCGCAACCUACAUAGUGACGCAGUACGGAUAUGUCCAGUCCGAGCUGAUGACUUCUAUCGUCGCUACUUUGGAAGUAUUCAGAAGAUUUAUCUGGAACUUCUUCCGUCUUGAGAACGAGCACUUGAAUAAUUGUGGUAAGUUUCGUGCUGUCAGAGAUAUUUCUGUCGCGCCUAUAGAAAGUUCCGAUCAGACCCAAAUCAUAAGAAUGAUGGACGAAGAGAAUGGAGUAAUAAAUCGGGGAAAGCGCAAGGGUGGAGGUAAAAAGCAGAAUACUGUUAAGGAGGACAAGCGUGCAUUAUUAAAAGAGGAAACAAUUGAUAUAGAUGUAUCUAACGCUAGUUGAAUUUAUAUUUAAUAUUUUUGUUGCACUUGAAAGCGGGAUCAAGUACUUUUUAUUUCAUCAUAUUGCAGCUUUUGCAUAAAGGUUAUUGAAAUAGUCGUAUGGUUAUCCGAGAUUUAUCUGAUGCAGUGCCACUUAUUUUUAAAUGCAGCAGAUUUUCAAUCGGAAAUAUUUUUCGAUUAAUUGUAGUUAGUUUCGUACAGCCAAUUUUUCGAUUUAUCCCUAAAUUCAUUACAAGUUUAUAAUAUACAAGUGGCUGUAUUAUACGUAUAUUAUGCAAAACGGUUCUGCGUAUCCAAGGCUGAGACACGGGAUUGAAACACUGUGUUCUAUAUGCACAAUGAUGCUGCUCAGAUUCUGUGGAAUUUAUUUUAAAUUCGCAUUGUCGCUGCCACCAUAAAAAUUUGCUUCUCUUUUCAUGAGAUUCUGAAACCGACGGUAAAUUCCACAGGAUCCGGUGAAUGCCCUCAUCCUAGUGCCGAUAUAGUAUACUGAAUUAAAACGAAAUGAAAAUCCUAAAAUAACGCAACGACACGUGCGAAUAUUUGUUACAUUCCACUAACAGUUUUAUGAAAAAUCAAUAAUUUAAGUGUAGAUUGUGAUUUAUAUUUUUGAAUACUUACAUGAAGUGUUAUUUCAAGGCUUAGGUGAUUUUUAUUUUUUAGUUACGUACUUCCUUUUCAGCCCCACGAGUUUAUACGAGUAAUUACAAAAUGAAAAUAGUUAUUACGUAACGCGGCCAUACACAAUUAGUAAUGCAAAAUUACACUGGAACUAGCGGGUAAUACGUCUGGAAGGCUUUCAGAGAGUGAACAAAUGAUAAAUUAUUAAGAAAUAUAUUCGAAAGAGUUCCCUGAAUAAUCCUGACAAGUUUUAUCGUUUGGUCAUCCCCUGGAACCUUUUUACCUGUAUUACCUGCAAGUUUCAGUGUCAUUAAUACAAAUGCAUGUUAAACAUGCAUCAUUUUUUCACCCUCUAUUCCAGAUGGCGACAACAAAUACUAACCGAUAUCCAAAGAUUUCAUUGAAUAAUUAUUAUUACCUCUUAUUACACAAGAAACAGCAAUACUUAUUCCGUAUAGAAUAAUCGAAAUUCGCAUGAGGUACUUUCGCAAGCUGAUUACGAACAAUAACUGAUAAUUUUUUCACUGACAGCUGUGUGAAUUUUCCAAGUAUUAUAGAUUAAUUUUCCUCUUAUCUGUAAACGCAGAUGCGGUUAAUCAUAACGGGCGUAUCCUAUUGAUACUUUCCAAUUUAACUAAUUGCGUUGACAAACUUAUUGUGUACGAUGUUAUUUUACGUGAAUUUAUUUAACACAUUCAAGUUUUGUUCGGAUAUCUGCGCAUAAUAAUUCAAUGUAAAAUGAAAUUCGUGUAUCCGUUUAUAUCCUUAUAUUCAGAAUUCGGUGCGAGAUAAAUUUGUGUAAAAUAAUGAAACUGGUGCAAGUUGAAUUGUGAUUAAUAAAGGAACAUGCUUCUUUAGUAAUUGAUCGCGACGCGAAUUUACGAACUAAUUAAAUUAGUCCAACGGAAUUCUUAAUUACUAUUAUAUUAAGUAGCACUUUAUACGUAUUUACGGUGCCUAAACUUCAGUUAAUUUAGAAGUUCCUUGAUUCAACUUUGUUGUGAUUUUUUUGUCAAAAGGUAUUUUUACAUCUUAAGAUUUAGAUGUUCAAACGAUACAGGAUUGUACAGGUAUUGCUAAAUAAGAACCAGGCCAGAUAUUUUUGUAAAUCAUGUCUAAUAUAUCAAUAUAUAAACAAGAAAGGAAUGAUUGUGAAAGGAGCGUCACUCUGAUCCGUCGUUCAUUACAUUUGGCGAAGUUGAUUUUAACGAUACCAGCAUAAAUUCACCCUCAAACCGCAUGCUGUUGCAUCAGUGAAUUAACUUUGCUGAGUUUGUACAGAUUUAUAAUCAGAUAUUAUCUACCAUAGUCACAAACUUAGUGAGUAGACAACUGUGUUACAUUGUUUGUAAUGUAUAAGAAAAAAUAUUGUUGAAAUUAUAUCUUUAUACACAUACUGUGA
Neodiprion fabricii is the source of this 4066-nucleotide messenger RNA. RefSeq names its product xenotropic and polytropic retrovirus receptor 1 homolog. The transcript is spliced from 9 exons. Gene Ontology annotation, cellular component: cytoplasm; Golgi apparatus; plasma membrane. Bases 41 to 2044 code for a protein of 667 amino acids. The record is from RefSeq and is a predicted model, not a curated record. Gene Ontology annotation, molecular function: inositol hexakisphosphate binding. Lineage: Eukaryota; Metazoa; Arthropoda; Insecta; Hymenoptera; Diprionidae. Gene Ontology annotation, biological process: phosphate ion transport; cellular response to phosphate starvation.